Drosophila suzukii is the source of this 3573-nucleotide messenger RNA. RefSeq names its product solute carrier family 39 fear-of-intimacy (gene foi). Gene Ontology annotation, cellular component: plasma membrane. Gene Ontology annotation, molecular function: zinc ion transmembrane transporter activity; monoatomic cation:bicarbonate symporter activity. Lineage: Eukaryota; Metazoa; Arthropoda; Insecta; Diptera; Drosophilidae. Gene Ontology annotation, biological process: zinc ion import across plasma membrane; intracellular monoatomic cation homeostasis. The record is from RefSeq and is a predicted model, not a curated record.
AUUGUUAUAAAAAAAAAUUGUUACAGUUGCGGAUUUUUUGGAAAGAGGAAGAGAGAUGGCAGCGGCGUAUGUUUAGCGUGUCCGGAAAAUGUUUACAGUUAGCCCGCCCCUUGCGUAAUUGAGCCCGUGUUGGUGUUGGUGGCCGUGUCCCGUACUCCGCCCCCGUGCAAAUCUCGCCGCUCCGGUCGGAUUCAACUCGAUUUCGAUUCGAUUCCGAGAUUAUUGCUACGUAAUUGACGUUCAGCGUUAUCUCGACGCCGCCCCCAAUUCACGCCCACCGCAUCGACAGAAGCUAGAGCCCCAGAAUCGUCCAGCAUUAUCUUCGAUCCCGCAUUAACUUCAGGAAUUGAUAAAUAUAACCGUUUGUACGUGUGUGUGUGUUUGUAUGUGUAAUGUGCUAAACAGUCCGGCAAAAGCAAAUUCACGGAUCGAAAUAAGCGCGCCAAUUGACGACUGACUGAUCGCCGGAUAUAUAAUGAUUGUGGCAGAUCGUGCUGGGCAGUAAACCGAAACGAGAGUCAGAGUCAUCAGCAUUAGUCCUAGGAGUAGUGGAAGACAAAGUAGUAGCAAGUAGUAGAGCCUCAAAAUGGCUCGUCACAUAAUGGCCGUUUGCGUGGUGUGCCUACUCUGUGCACACCGCCUGCACUGCCAGGAUCACAUCGAGAGUCUACUCGGCCCGGCGCUGGUAAUGACCCACAGCCAGGAGCAGCUCAACGCCCGCGUCUAUACGAACCUGAGUCCCUCCAGUGAAACCACCGAUCGGCGACAGCAGCGAUCCGCUUCUGGCGACGACGACACCCCCAACUACAGCACCAGCCCGCCAUCGAGAAGACAAAAGCGCCAUGCCGACCACGGCCACAGCCACAGCAUCGAGUCCCGUGUCCCGCAGAUCACCCAGUACUAUCUCGAGAAGCUGAUGGUCCAGAACGAGCUGAUGAACAGCAGCGGAUUCGAUGGCCUGCUCCAGCAGCUCAGCCUCCACUCGUUGGCCAGUGGGGCAAGUGAAGGAACUUGCGUGCCCACCAGUCUCCUAGUGCAUCAUGUCCAGCCCCACAAUUAUCACCACGACCAUGACGAGGAUGAGGAGCAUAGUAAUCUGCAGCUGAGCAACUGCACGCUCAGCCAGAAUGGCACCAACUCCAGCGUGGUUUGCGCACCCCAGCUCAUUAGUCACAGCGAGGAUUCCCAGAACUUUACGCUAAGUGAAAAGGACUUACUACAUCUAUGUCCGAUUCUGCUGUACGAGCUGAAAGCUCAAAGUGGCGGCUGCAUAGAGCCGGCAAUCCUGUCCGACAUCGACAGCACGGAAAAGCUGCUGGAAGAGGAGAAGGACAAGGAUAUAUUCUAUGUGUGGGUCUACGCCUUCAUUUCUGUGUUUGCCUGCGGUAUCCUUGGUCUGGUGGGAGUAGCCAUCAUACCGUUCAUGAACUCGCGGUAUUACAAAUACAUCAUCCAGUAUCUGGUGUCGCUGGCCGUUGGAACGAUGACCGGCGAUGCCCUGCUGCACUUGCUGCCUCAUUCUCUGGCAGGGCAGGACGAAAGGGGCAUGAUCAUGAAGGGGCUGGGCUGCCUGGGUGGCAUCAUCUUCUUUUACGUGACCGAGCAUGCGCUGACCAUGAUCUCCGAGUGGCGCAAGAGCGUGGAGAAGAAGGAGACGAAGAAACCGUCGCGGGCGAAGGUGAUGCGGGAUCCGGAUUCGUCGGUGAACAACUCUGUGGCCGGCGACAAGAUCUGCAAGCAGAAGUACAGCUCGUAUCCGUAUUGCUACGAUGAGAUCACCAUGAACAACAAGCAGAGCGAGUGGAUGCACCUGCCCGGCGAUGGAGUGAACUCGGCGGCGGGCGCUGGUGGGGAUGCUGCUUCCGCCUCGGAGAUACGCAACGGUGUGGGCGAUCAUGAUGGCUCCAGCGACAUGGCCGCCGCUGCCGAGUCCCUGCUGUCAACGCUGCACACGAACUGUGUGGAGAUGAAUCACCAUAAUCAUCAUAAUCACAACCACAAGCACAACAGCCACCAGCAGAGUCAUGAGGGCCAGGACAACAACACCAUUGUGACCGAUCUGGACGGCAAUGCGGUGUAUGCCUCGAACAGUGCGAAGGAUAAGGACGUCCGGAACGAUCAUGUGACUGUGAUCCUGCGGGAGCACGAGUCCUCGCAUCACGGUCACAGUCAUCGCCACGGACACGUCCAUUCGCCGCCGGAAACGCUGAGCGCCGUGGCCUGGAUGAUCAUUAUGGGCGACGGACUGCACAAUUUCACGGAUGGCAUGGCCAUCGGUGCAGCCUUUGCGGAGAAUAUUGCCGGCGGUUUCUCCACCUCGCUGGCCGUCUUCUGCCACGAAUUGCCGCACGAGCUCGGGGACUUUGCCAUCCUGAUGAAGGCGGGCAUGUCGGUGAAGUCGGCCGUCUACUACAACCUGUUGACGGGAGUCCUGAGUUUCAUCGGCAUGAUCUUCGGCAUUGCCUUUGGCCAGUCGCAGGAUAUGGCCCAGUGGAUGUUUGCAGUGGCGGCGGGUCUGUUUAUCUACAUUGCCCUGGUCGAUAUGAUGCCCGAGAUAUCGGCCUCGCACAAAUCACUGGGCCAGUUCCUGCUGCAGAUACUCGGCAUGCUGAGCGGAGUGGGGAUAAUGCUAGUGAUUGCCCUUUACGAGGGCGAUCUAAUGAGCGUGUUUGGCACGGCGGGGGCCACAUCUCAUAAGCGUGUGCAUUAAUCACAUAACUGAAAUUGUAACCAACCGCAGCGAAUCUUGUAGCGUAUUAUGUGAAUUGCAGCGAAUCUUGUGUAUUGACUGCAUUUUUCCGCCAGGCCAAUAGGACCUCUUGAAUUAUUAUUUUUUGUAUAAUUUGAUUAGAUUGUUGUUUACCUUAGUCCACAGAGUUACACAAAGAGAACACCAACACCACAGACACAGCCGGUUGGCGCUUAUCAAACGCAUUUGUUAUCCAGUUUAUGAAACACACAAGCCACACACCCACACAAGAGACGCGAUUCAGCAAACUUGUUUUAUUUUCGUUCCUAAUUUUGCUUUUGAACUGCGUUCGAAUCGAUUUCACACCCGAUUAAAUGUAAGAUGUCUUGAAAUUGCCUAGGUUAUAAAGUGAUCUUGAAUUUAGAAGAAACCAAUUGAAAGAAGAAAGCUCUAAAGCGAGAGAAGCAAAUAACAGAAAACGGAUUGGAUCUGGAUCCCGAAAUCCUCUGAUAACUGAUCUUAUACACUGAAAAAGAACAUAACAAUUACGAUAUAUAUAUAUUCUAGAAUAUGUAUACAUACAUAUAGUUUUUGUAUUUUGUAGUCUAGGGUGCGCACGUUUACUUUAUGCGAGUUUAACAUUCUAAACCCAGAAUUAAGAGAUGUCCACUGUUAUGAUUUCUGACAGUACUUAACGACUUGAUCGCCUAUAAUUUCCACUUUAGGAAACACACAAAACCCAUUUAAGCAUAAUUUAUUAUCGUAUUUGUAAUAAAUUGAAAAGAUUAUUAAAUUGCACGCUCAUGCAUAAUUUACACUUCCGCUACCCCGUAGCGCCUUUGUUUAAUUAUGAUUUUGUAAUAAACCAAGAAAAAAACCACCCA